CUGCUUACCAUGCCUGAUCCAGUUAAGCCUGCGCCCAAGAAGGGCUCCAAGAAAGCCGUGAGCAAGACCGCCGGGAAGGGCGGCAAGAAGCGCAAGAGGACCAGGAAGGAGAGCUAUGCCAUCUACGUGUACAAGGUCCUCAAGCAGGUCCACCCCGAUACUGGGAUCUCUUCCAAGGCCAUGAGCAUCAUGAACUCCUUCGUCAACGACAUCUUCGAGCGCAUUGCUGGUGAGGCUUCCCGCCUGGCACACUACAACAAGCGCCACACCAUCUCCUCCAGGGAGAUCCAGACCGCAGUGCGUCUGUUGCUGCCCGGUGAGCUCGCCAAGCACGCCGUGUCUGAGGGAACCAAGGCCGUCACCAAGUACACCAGCUCCAAGUAAAGAGUUCUCCCCCUUUUCCCAAACCAAAGGCUCUUUUAAGAGCCACCCAAAAUCUCAUCAAAA
Engraulis encrasicolus (European anchovy) is the source of this 447-nucleotide messenger RNA. RefSeq names its product histone H2B 1/2-like. Gene Ontology annotation, molecular function: protein heterodimerization activity; structural constituent of chromatin; DNA binding. Gene Ontology annotation, cellular component: nucleosome. The record is from RefSeq and is a predicted model, not a curated record. The transcript has a single exon. The coding region runs from base 10 to 384 and encodes 124 amino acids. NCBI's taxonomy places the organism in Eukaryota, Metazoa, Chordata, Actinopteri, Clupeiformes, Engraulidae.